Amborella trichopoda is the source of this 1194-nucleotide messenger RNA. RefSeq lists its product as uncharacterized. Lineage: Eukaryota; Viridiplantae; Streptophyta; Magnoliopsida; Amborellales; Amborellaceae. The record is from RefSeq and is a predicted model, not a curated record.
CCUCUUUCUCUCUCUAUCUUCUGUUGGAAUUAAUAACUCUCUCUCUCUAUCCCCUCGUCUCUCUCUCUCUUUAUUGGGAAGCGAACAGCGAGGAAACAAAACAGCAAGCAGAUUUAUGUGCGUAACUGAACAAUGCCAAGAAGAAACAGGGUCGCAGAAGGAGGCUAAUAGCUUUUGUGGAUCGAAGCCUGAUAAAGAAAAUAACAAUUUGGAGUUUUAAGUUUGAGGAUCCUCUGGUUUUUGAACUUCUAAAGCUCGCAUUCACUACGUGAUAUAAAGAAAUUGCAAUUAAAUGGAGGAAGUCCCGAUGCAGGUGGGUUUGAACCCAAGUACUGCAACUGAGAUACCGGCUAGUGUGGUCGUAGAUGUGGAAAGCCUGGCUCAACCUCAAAGCUCGGGUAGUCCUAAAAUGACUAUUGCCCUUUCACGGAAGGGCUCGUACAGGUGGGAUAGAAGGAGCGUUGAAGAGCAAGAACCGGAUGAAACCACCAAGAAACAAACAAUUAAAGUUGCAAGUUCACAGCUGGAGCAGAUGAAGCAGCCAUUGAUGCCCACAACCAAAGCUCUCCUCCCUCUCACCAACCCUUCCCCCAACUUGGGCGACAACGAUGGCAGAUGCAGGAGAUUCAACCGCUUCACUCUCCAUCCUAGAAGGAUACUCCUCAUAUUCGCCACACUGUCAAGCAUGGGGACAAUCAUACUGAUAUACUUCACUCUCGCCAUUAACAGAGCAGGUGGAGCUUAAAUAAGAGAGAGAAUGAUUACAGUUAUGGAGAGGACGUCACCUAUGGCAAUCCAGAGCUCCAUUAACUCAUCACAUUUAUGUUCACCAUACCCAUGGAGGGAAUAUCUAUGCAUGCCAGAAAAUUAGAGCAUAAAGGUAUCUAUGGCCUUGAAAAGAAUGGCUAUCUUAUGGGGUCACGGUUCCAUCACAAUUAUUGGGCAUUCACUGUGUGUAAUUUGGGAAAAGAUGAAAAGUAGAAAAGGCUUUUAUAGAAAUAUUCUAAAACGAUUCAGGUAGAAGUGAAAACAAUUGGGAGUUUUUUUUUUUUUUUCAUUGGAAUUUAUGAAGAAAUAGAAAACCAUGGGAGCUGCUACAAGAGGGGAAGUUGGUUAAUUGUUGUUAUUUAUUGGGAGAUUGUCACUUUUUUUUUUUGUGUACUUAAUUUAUAAAGCCUCUUAAGCUUUGAGCCC